Molecule: messenger RNA, 1269 nt
Organism: Bombus pyrosoma
Lineage: Eukaryota; Metazoa; Arthropoda; Insecta; Hymenoptera; Apidae
Exons: 3
Coding region: 1-1269 (422 amino acids)
Source: RefSeq, a predicted model, not a curated record
AUGGCGAUGAUGCGACUCACAUCUUUCAACAAUUCGAUGAACAAUUCGAAGCCAACCAUCACGUCCAGCGCCAUAUCUAGCCAUACGGUGCCUCAAACAAUUGGCGGACGACGAGGGACAUCGGUAUCUACGAGCGGCGAUAGUCUUACAGCGAGAUUUCUACGUCGAGAUGUUCUCACAGAAGUUGAUACAAAGGUCGCGGCACAAUCAUUGAGAACGAAACUCACAGAACUGCUCAAACUAGCCGGUUUGAACAUUCGAAAAUGGGCGUCGAACGACCGAGAGCUGCUACAAGGACUUUUCCAACAGGACGUAAACAAUGAAUUACUUCUAGGCGAAUCUCAAACUUUAAAAACUCUGGGCGUUGUUUGGAAUUCUUCUGACGAUUCGAUCCUAUAUUCCGUUAAAAUCAGUUCUACCGUCUCCCGAAUCACGAAAAGAAUAAUCAGCGCCGAAAUCGCCAAGAUCUACGAUCCAGUUGGAUUCCUUGCGCUACUGCCACUACUGAACAACGUAAGAUUUCCACGCAAAACCAUAAUCAAGUCUGCAGUCGAAAUUGAGUUACACGGAUUCUGUGACGCCAGCGAAAGGGCGUAUGGGGCAUGCAUUUACCUAAGCACCAUCACUCCAGAUAGUCAAGUCUGGACACGACUCCUCACGGCAAAAUCAAAGGUGGCUCUGCUCAAACCACAAACCAUUCCAAGGCUGGAACUCAGUGGAGCACUUCUUCACGCAUCAUUGACCACCACGGCCCUUCAAGUCCUUCAAGCACAACCAAAUAAUAUUUCUCGGACUGUUUACUGGUCGGACUCUACCAUCGUCCUUCAUUGGAUUAACACGUCACCCUAUACGCUGAAAACCUUCGUCGAUAGUGUGGCAGAAAUUCAAAGGAAGACUCACACCUCAGAUUGGCGUCAUAUUCCUACCAUGGCCAAACCAGCGGAUCUCAUAUCACGAGGGCAAACGCCCGAAGACUUUUUACGAUUAACCAUUUGGCAAUAUGGACCGGAGUGGCUACAACAAUCUGAAAAAUACUGGCCGACGUGGAACCCGGUAUUAUCACCAAUCGAAAUACCGGGACAAAAGAAGGCAACCUGUCUGACCGUGACUCCCGCCGACCACAGUCUGCUGGAGAGAUUCUCCUCUUGGCCUAAGCUAAUCAGAAUUACCGCUCGUUGCCUCCGAUGGAGACAAAAACAGGAUCGAGGAAGACCUCUAACUACACAUGACUUAAUUAGUGCGCAUAACAAACUUGUCCAGUCAUUAUAA